Tupaia belangeri chinensis (Chinese tree shrew) is the source of this 3530-nucleotide messenger RNA. RefSeq names its product ALS2 C-terminal like (gene ALS2CL). Gene Ontology annotation, molecular function: small GTPase binding; guanyl-nucleotide exchange factor activity. The coding region runs from base 319 to 3255 and encodes 978 amino acids. The record is from RefSeq and is a predicted model, not a curated record. Lineage: Eukaryota; Metazoa; Chordata; Mammalia; Scandentia; Tupaiidae. Gene Ontology annotation, biological process: endosomal transport; regulation of GTPase activity. The transcript has 27 exons. Gene Ontology annotation, cellular component: cytoplasm; cytoplasmic vesicle.
CUCACCCGGCUCUGGUUCCUAGCUGCUCCUGCCCCCCCAGCCAACCUGGAGUCUCACCUCUCCCCCAGCUCCCGCUGACUGCAGCUGAGAGUGGAAAGGUCACCAGCCCCAAGGGCCUUUGCAUCCCGUCUGUCUCUGGAGACAUGGAGAUCUGAGCCCUCUCGACUCCUGUUCGCUGGGCCCAUCCACGGAGCAGGACGGGGUCCCUUUGCAACCAUGUGGGCUCAUCACUCCUGAUGUGGUGGGCACCAGCCUGACCCUGCCCUCGCCAGCGCUGCCCGCCUGCCCUGUGCACUCCCAGGAGGCCUGCACCUGGCCAUGUGCAGCCCCCAGGAGGGAGACCUGCUGCGGCUGGAGGAGGUCUUCUCAGCCGCCCUUGCCCAGAUCGACAGCCUGGUCCUCCAGCCCCUGCUCUCGGCCGCCCCAGAGCCCUCGGAGCCCCAGGACAGGGAGUGGCUGCAGCUCUUGCAAAGGCUGCACCAGAGCGCCCAGCAGCUUUGGGAGGUGACAGAGGAGAGCCUGCACUCGCUGCGUGAGAGGCUGCACCACCCGGAUGCCGCCGGGCUAGAGUCCCUGCUGCUGCUGCGGCGAGCGGACCACGUCCUGCAAGUCCACGUGGAGUUCGUGGAGUCCUACACCUGCUGCCUGGUGGCACAGGCCUUUCAGAAGGGGGCGAAGAGGAGCGAGUACCAGCGGGGACAGCAGAAGGUGUUGCGGCAGCUCCUGGCCAGCAUCGGCGCGCAGGGCUCGGGGGGCACGGCGCUGGCCCAGGCGCUCCGGCAGCCCCACACCCAGUACGUGCAGCAGUGCGUGCUCCUGCUGCUGAGCCUCGUGGAUGCCACCGCAGAGCGUCACGCCGCCCGGGAGCUGGUGGUACAGGCGGCCACGUGCUUCGGGAACCUACAGUCCUUCAUGAGGCAGGCGCUGGACCAGGCCACGGCCAUGCAGGCCCUCCGGCCCACCCUGAGCAGCCGCACGAGGGACGUGCUCUGCACCCCUGCUCACUGCCUCCUGCAAGACAGCCAGGACAUCCCUGUGACAGUCACCCCGCUGCGGGCCGAGCGUGUGCUGCUCUUCGAUGAUGCCCUGGUCCUGCUGCAGGGCCACAGCGUCCACACCUUCGAUCUGAAGCUGGUAUGGGUGGAGCCUGGGCAGGACAGGGACACAUUCCACCUCCUCACGCCCGAGGAAGAGCUCUCCUUUUGUGCCCAGGACCCACAAGGCCUGGUGGUCUGGCAGUGGAAGGUGACCCAGGCCGUGGGCCAGGCCCUGCGUGGGAAGAAGGACUUCCCCGUGCUGGGUGUGGGCCCGCAGCCCACGGAGCUGCCCAGCCACCGCUGCACAGCCUACACCUUCCGCGCCGAGGGCCGGCUCUGCCAGGCCACCUACGAGGGCGAGUGGUGGCACGCCAAGCCCCACGGCAGGGGAACCCUGAAGUGGCCGAGUGGGCAGAACCACGUGGGAGACUUCCGCCAGGGCCUAGAGCACGGCUUUGGCAUCCGCCUGGUGCCCCAGGCCUCCGAGGACAAGUUCGACUGUUACAAGUGCCACUGGCAGGACGGCAGCGUGUGUGGCUACGGCAUCUGUGAGUAUGGCAGCGACGAGGUGUACAAGGGCUACUUCCAGGCGGACCUGCGGCACGGGUUCGGGGUCCUGGAGAGUGGCCCGCAGGCCCCCCAGCCCUUCAGGUAUACCGGCCACUGGGAGAGGGGCCAGAGGAGCGGCUACGGCGUCCAGGAGGACCGCGACAGGGGCGAGCGCUACAUCGGCAUGUGGCGGGCCGACCAGCGCCACGGUCCGGGGGUCGUGGUCACCCAGGCGGGCAUCUGCUACCAGGGCACCUUCCAGGCGGACAAGAUAGUGGGCCCGGGCAUCCUCCUCUCGGAAGAUGACUCCCUGUACGAGGGUACCUUCACCAGGGACCUGACCCUCACGGGGAAGGGCAAGGUGACCUUCCCCAAUGGCUUCACCCUGGAGGGCUCAUUCAGCACCUGGGCCAGAGGCCUGCGCACCCAGGGCCUGCUGGACACGUCCGCCCUCCCGCCGGCUCCGGAAAACAUCUGCACGCGGCAGCUGGGUCUAGGUGCCUUCCCCGUGGAGAGCCGCUGGCAGGGCAUCUACAGCCCCUUCUGGCACUUCGUGGGCGCCGGCUGUCCUGAGGGCCUGCAGGAGGCCCUGCUGGGCUUCGAUGUACAGAGCUCGAGGGAGCUGCACCAGUCCCAGGAGAGCCUGCGCUGCAAGAGGACCCCCCUGAAAAACAGUGCGGGCAGCAUGGAGGACAUCCUGGAGGAGGUGCUGCAGCACCGGGAGCCCGAGGCCCUGCGGCAGUACCUCAGGAAGGCGCUAGGUCACUCAUUGCACCCCCUGGGGAAGCUGCUGCGGCGGCUGAUGCUCGCCUUCCAGGCCACAUACGCGGGCAUGGGGGCCAACAAGCACCUGCAGGCGCUGGCGCAGGAGGAGGUGAGGCAGCACGCCCAGGAGCUCGAGGCCGCCUACAGGGGUCUGCUGCGGGUUGCCUUACAGCGCCGGGGCCAGGCCCCGGAGGAGGAGGAAGACACAGAAACCAGGGACCCGCAGGUGCAGGGGCUGGUGCUGGCCCUUGUGCUGCCCAGCUUCUAUUCGGAGCUCUUCACUCUCUAUCUGCUUCUGCAUGAGCGGGAGGACGGGCUGUACAGCCAGGGCAUCGCCAACCUGAGCCUCUUCCCCGACACCAAGCUGCUGGAGUUCCUGGACGUGCAGAAGCACAUGUGGCCCCUGAAGGACCUCACGCUGACGACCAACCAGCGAUGCUCCCUGGUGAAGGACAAGUGCUUCCGGUCGGCCACGGAGUGCCUGCAGAAGAUCAUGACCACAGUGGACCCUUGGGAGAAGCUGCAGGUGCUGGAGAGGACGUAUGGAGAAAUCGAGGCCACCGUGUCAUGUGUGCUGGGCCGGGAGCACAAGCUGCCCAUGGACGACCUGCUGCCACUGCUGGUCUACGUGGUAUCGCGGGCCCGGUGCGUCCCCCCAGCCCACCACCCCAGAAUCCAGCACCUGGGAGCCGAGAUCCACCUGAUCCGGGACAUGAUGGACCCCUCGCACACGGGAGGCCUGUACGACUUCCUGCUCACAGCCCUGGAGUCCUGCUACAAGUACAUCCAGAAGCAAGACAUGAAGCUGCACUGCCUGCCUGGCCGCCGGGACUUCGGGGAGCUCUGUUACAGCCUCCAGUCGUCUGACGGCCAAGAGAACUUCCCAGGCUCCCAAGGGACCUGAACGCACCGGCCCUGCAGGGCCAGGACUCGGGACUGAGAAGGGCGCAGUGACAGGGUGAAGGAGCCCCAGGCCCCUGGUGGAGAGUGAUUCCAGGUGUGUCCCUGAAGGUGUUUCCAGAGGACAUUAACACACGUCUGAGUAGCCCAGCUGGGAAGGUCCCCCUCCUCCCCACCCGUGGGUGGAGGCGUGGCCUGGAGAGAGCCAGUGAGAAGGCAGGUGGGUCUCUAGGAGCGGGGAGAGGCUCCGUCCCUGCCGCUAUGGCGCCAUAACUGGAG